AUGCAAAAGACGUUGCGUUGCGCUACCUGGGAUGGCGGCGCGCCGCUGACAGGAAAGCGCGUGAAGUGGCCAAGUCGUGAAGACGUGCAGGCUGUGCUUGGUAGCAAGGCUGCGCGGACGUCAUUGGCCUAUUUGUUGCACGCCAACAGCCAGGACAGGGCUGUGGGUAAGGCCAUCAACAGACAAAAGACCGAUGCAAGAGCGGAACCAGCCCUAUCUCAAAUUGCGACGGGCGGCGACGUACAGGCAGGCCCCUGGCGUGCAGGCUUCAGGAUGUGGGCAUGCGUCGACGAGCAGCACGAGCAGCACGAGCAGCACGAGCAGCACGAACAGCAGAAAGCAGACGAGCAGCAGAAAGCAGACGAGCAGCACGACAAGCACACCGAGCAGGACAAGCACCAACGACAGGCCCGUGCGAUGACGACGGUGUUGCAAAGAGGAAACAGUGCGCAGGAGGAGACGGCCCGCAUGGAUUGA
Molecule: messenger RNA, 477 nt
Organism: Ascochyta rabiei
Lineage: Eukaryota; Fungi; Ascomycota; Dothideomycetes; Pleosporales; Didymellaceae
Exons: 1
Coding region: 1-477 (158 amino acids)
Source: RefSeq, a predicted model, not a curated record